AUGGCCGCUUCGCACCCAACAGCAAGGCGCACGGCCUCCAGUUUCCUAACCCUGGCCAAUCCCAACACUGAAGCGCAGGUCGCUCAGUACGAACGUAAAGACCCCUUAGAGGACCUGGCGACUGCAGCGGCGAUCUUGGACGAUGAUGAUGAGAACUGGGUGCAGCCCGCGGGGACGUCGGCUGAUUUUUACACCAACUUUUCUGGGGUGAAUGAACAUACAUCAAUAAACUAUAAGGACUUUGUUAACUUUUCUGAUAUUUUCCAAUCUAAUGAAGAAUAUUUCAAGAAACUAGAAGAACUGAAGACUGCCCACAUAGAAAGUAUGGCAAAAUUAGAGAAAAUGUACCAGGAUAAAUUAAAGAUAAAGGGAGUUCAGCCAGCGAUGGUCAAGGAAGAUACUGUUAGUGACUCUUCUGGAUCUGUAUCAGAAAAGAACUCCUGUCACCCUGUCUCCUUAAAGGCAUCGCUUUCUGAGCCUGAUUUAGGCCAGUCUUCCUCCUUGUAUACUUCUUCCUCUGAAGAGGAAUUGUCCAACCAAGAAAAAGAGUAUCCUGGGAAAGAUAGAAUGACCUUUGCAAAGGAGCUCAUCAACAACAUGUGGACAGACUUUUCUGUGGAAGAUUACAUUCAGUGUAAAAAUACUGACUUCAAAGCAGCUGGAAAAAAAAGGAAGAAACCAAAAAAAUGGGUGCCCACAAUUACAGUACCUGAGCCUUUUCAAAUGAUGAUUAGAGAACAGAAGAAAAAAGAGGCCAUGAAAUCUAAAUCAGACGUUGAAAUGGCACAUAAACUGCUCGAAAAACAAGAGGAAGAUCCAGAGUGUAAGAAGAAAUUCCGAGCCAAUCCAGUUCCUGAAUUUGUCUUUCUUCCCCUUUAUCGUGAUUUAGUCAAGCAAAAGGAAGAGCGGAGGAGGGCUCAGAAAGAGAAAAACAAAGCAGCUCUUUUAGCCUCACAAAAGCCAUUUAAAUUUAUUGCAAGGGAGGAACAGAAGCAAGCAGCCCGGGAAAAGCAGCUAAGAGACUUUUUUAAGUCUAAAAAGAAGACAAAUCGAUUUAAAGCCAGACCCUUACCCCAAUCUAUUUAUGCUUCAAUUACCAGUGACAAGUUAAAAGAAGAAGAGCUCUGGGAAAACAUUAGGGCACAGCUGAGAGCCCAAGAGCUUUUACAGAAUUCAUCCUCUGGGCCUUGUACGUCAACUUGCAGACCCAGGAACCCCAAGUGUCCAGAACAGGCUGUAAAAUCGAAGGGUAAACAUAAGGUUAAGUGCCGGACUUCUGAUAUUGAAGACCUUCCUGAGAGAUAUCAGAAACAAUUCCCAGAAGACAAGUGCCCAAAAGUGUUAACAGUCUGUCAACCAUUUGAUCUUCGUGCAUCUUCUUGUGCAUCUACUAAAAGAGAGAAAAUUUUGGCAGACAUUGAAGCAGAUGAAGAAAAUUUAAAAGAAACACGUUGGCCUUAUUUGUCUCCAAGGCGUAAGUCACGUGCAAGUGCAAAGCCUUCGCCUUGUAGCUGUAACCCUCCAAUGUCCACAGAAUCUUCCAGAGGACGAGAACAAGCCAUAAGGAGAUCACUUGAGGAAAAGAAAAUGUUGGAAGAAGAGAGAAAUCGGAUCCUAACUAAGCAGAAGCAAAGAAUGAAAGAAUUGCAGAAACUCCUGACAACUCGGGCUAAGGCUUAUGACUCACAUCAAAGUUUAGCUCAAAUGUCUAAAUCCAGAGUAAAAUAUCUCAGAAAGAGUGAAAAGGAAAGGAUGAAAGAAUAUCAACGAGAACUAGAAGAAAGAGAAGAAAAAUUAAAAAACAGGCCACUACUAUUUGAAAGAGUCGCUCAGAAAAAUGCAAGAAUGGCAGCAGAAAAGCAUUAUUCUAACACGCUAAAAGCACUAGGAAUAUCUGAUGAGUUUGUUUCAAAGAAAGGCCAAAGAGGAAAAGUAUUUGAGUACCUCAGCAAUCAAGAGAUGAAAAGUUUCACUGAAGAUAAAGAAAGCUUUAAUGAAGAAGAAAAAAUAGAAGAAAGAGAGAAUGAAGAAGAACAUUAUCUUGUUGAUACCAACAGCCAGGAUUCUUGCAAGGAAAAAGAUGAAGCUGAUGAAGAAAGUGGAGAAGAGAAAUCCGUUGAAGAAUAAAACUGAAUCAGCAAGGCCUCCUCUCUAUGCCCUUGCUGUUGUUUAUAGUAUCGGGGAGUCAGCAGCCACAUUUGUGAGGUUAAGAACAUCUAGGGGACACCUCCACACUAUGCAGGGCAGUUGAUUUCGCAAACCCAUUUGUAGCCUGAAAGCUGAUGGGUCAUUGGUCAGUUAGAGUAAGAAAGGCUUUGCCUAUUCAGUUGCAGUGAUUACUACAUGUGGUCUGUUUACAACUGUGAUCUUCCUUGUAUUUUUAAAAAGUGUUUGAGAAUCACAGCUGUCACAAACUGAUUAGUUAUAAAAAUAUACAUCAUUAUUUUUGGUGGAAAAAAAUGGCUUAGUAUUGAAAGCAGAAAGAAGGAUUGGCCUUUGGUGAUUUCUUUUUUAA
Messenger RNA from Microcebus murinus (gray mouse lemur), 2515 nucleotides. It is a transcript of the gene FAM161A, whose product is annotated as FAM161 centrosomal protein A. NCBI's taxonomy places the organism in Eukaryota, Metazoa, Chordata, Mammalia, Primates, Cheirogaleidae. The record is from RefSeq and is a predicted model, not a curated record. Gene Ontology annotation, biological process: cilium organization. Gene Ontology annotation, cellular component: cilium; ciliary basal body; photoreceptor connecting cilium.